AUGGCGUUCCUCGGCGACCGGUGCUGGGUGGCGUCGGGGAACGAAGCUUUGGUAUGGGAGCGCGGGACCGUCGAGCGCCGGUCCGACGCCGGCGGCGUCGUCGCCAUCGGCGUGCGCCUCGAGGGGAGCGACGCCCUCUGGGAGUGCGACUUCGCGAGUCCCGGUGCGCUGGACGCGGCGAUCAAGCCCUGCAACGCGGAGAAGCCGCUGGCCGUGCCGGACCUCAUCGCGCUGACGCACCUCCACGAGGCCGCGAUCCUCGACGUCGUCCGCGCGCGCGCGGCCGCGGGCGUCAUCUACACGGCCGUGGGCCAGAUCCUGCUGGCCGUGAACCCCUACAAGCCGCUCCCGCGGCUUUAUGGGGAUGACGCGCUCAAGGCCUACCGCGCGGCGGAGUCGGCGUCGGCGCUCGCGCCCCACUGCUACGGCGUCGCCGCCGCCGCGUACCGGGCGAUGCGGCGCACGGCGCUGGGCGCGCUCGCGGGGCCCCGGGACCAGGCCAUCCUCAUCUCCGGCGAGUCCGGCGCGGGCAAGACGGAGACGACGAAGUUCGUCAUGCGCUUCCUGGCCUGCGUGUCGUCCGGCGCGACGUCCUUCGAGGCCGUCGGCGCCGCGGGCAUCGAGGCCAGAGUAUUGAGCACGAACCCGCUCACGGAGUGCUUCGGCAACGCGCGGACGCGGCGCAACGACAACUCGAGCCGCUUCGGCAAGUGGAUCUCGCUCAAAUAUGAGCCUCCAAAGUUGGACAUGUCGCACUCUUUUCCCGCCCAGGUGCGCAUCUUCCUGUUGGAGAAGGUCCGCGUCGUCACGCAGACCGAGGGCGAGCGGGGCUUCCACGCCUUCUACCUCGCCCUGGCGCGGUGCGGCGUCGAAACCGACCUCGCGGUCGAGUCGUGCUGCGUCUGCGGCAGCUCGUGCGGCGUCGACUCGCGGCGCGACGGCGUCCGGGACGCGGACGCGUACGACGACGCGUCGGCGGCCUUUGGCGCGGCGCUGGCGCCCGGGGACCGCGACGACGCCUUUGGGAUCGUGGCGGGGCUGCUGCACUUCGGGGGCGCGGGCUUUUUGAAGGACGGCGACGGCGCGCGCGUCGACCCGGCGACGGUGCCGCGCGUCGCCGCGGCGGCCGCGGCGCUGGGCGUGGCGCCGGCGGACCUCGAGCGGGCCUGCCUCGAGCGCGAGCUCGUCACGGCGGAGGACACGCUGACGCUCCGCUUCGGGCCGCGCGGCGCGUCGCGGAACCGCGACUCGGUCCUCAAGGCCGUCUACGCGGCCGCCUUCGACGACCUCGUGGCGAAGAUCAACGGCGCCCUCGCCGCGGGCGCCGGCGCCGACGGGGCGUCGGCCAUCGGUUUGUUGGACAUCUUCGGCUUCGAGGUCUUCGGCGUGAACUCGCUCGAGCAGCUGUUGAUUAACUACGCGAACGAGCAGCUCCAGAGCGUCUUCAACGACUUCAUCUUCGAGCUCGAGCGCGAGGAGUACGCCGCCGAGGGCGUGCCCUUCGACGACGUCGACUUCCCGGACAACGCCGACGUCCUCGCGCUCAUCGAGGGCGCGGCCGCGGCGGCGGCCGCGCCGAAGCGGCGCCGGUCGUCGAUGCCGCUCGCGGGGGCCCCCGGCCCGCCGCCCAGGGCCAAGGGCCGGUCCCUGUCGGCGAAGCUGCGCGACGCCUUCGGCGGCGAGGACACGUUCCUCUGCGACGCGCGGCGCGCGCGCGACGGCGCGUUCGCCGUGGUCCACUACGCGGGCGCCGUCGAGUACGCCGUCGACGGGUUCGUCGCGAAGAACGCGGACGCGCUGCCGUCGAACGCCGCGGGCCUCUUCGCGAGCUCGUCGCUGGCCGUCGUCCGCGCGGCCGCGGGCGUCGGCGCGCCGUCGCCGCGCGCGAAGCCCCGGCGCCGCGGGUCGACGCUCGCGCUCGGCACGCUCGCGGCUCGCUUCAAGGCGUCGCUCGGCGCGCUCCUCGGCGAGAUCCGCGCGACGCGGCCCCACUUCGUGCGGUGCCUCAAGCCCAACGACGACCUCGCGCCGGACGUCUUCGACGCGCCGCGGCUCCUGCAGCAGCUCCGGUACUGCGGCGUCCUCGCGGCCGUCGAGGUCGCGCGCGCGGGCUACCCCGUGCGCGUCCUCCACGAG
Aureococcus anophagefferens is the source of this 2136-nucleotide messenger RNA. RefSeq lists its product as hypothetical. Gene Ontology annotation, cellular component: myosin complex; actin cytoskeleton; cytoplasm. The record is from RefSeq and is a predicted model, not a curated record. The transcript has 4 exons. Gene Ontology annotation, biological process: vesicle transport along actin filament; actin filament organization. NCBI's taxonomy places the organism in Eukaryota, Pelagophyceae, Pelagomonadales, Pelagomonadaceae. The annotation marks the transcript as partial. Gene Ontology annotation, molecular function: microfilament motor activity; actin filament binding; ATP binding.